AUGCGUCUGAAUCCCAUUCUCCUUACUGCCGCUGCCGCUCUCCUUGCGAGCUGCAACACUGCCGCCGCUGCCACUGAGUUGAAGCAGACGCAGCUACCGAAGGUGACUGCCGCGGACGCGGUGCAGUCGGUCGACUCUAUUUCCGGGAAGUUGACGCGAUUCCUGAGAGGCGUCAAGACGGUCGAAGAAGAGAAGGACGAGAGUGAGGAGGACUCGGAAGAGGAGAGAAGCAUCCAGUUGAAAACAGUCGAUGACAUUCUCGCGGACAUGGAGGCGGCUGAGUCCAACAUGUUUGUUCAUCUUAGCAGCUACGACCGAGACAUCUUGACGAGAAUUGAGAACACGUCAAUUGUCUCCUCUAGACGUCGCGAGCAUUCUGAACGGGUACCCGAGCCUCUCCAGGACUGGCGCUGA
Messenger RNA from Phytophthora sojae, 414 nucleotides. RefSeq names its product Avr1b-1 avirulence-like protein (gene Avh1b-48). The record is from RefSeq and is a predicted model, not a curated record. The transcript has a single exon. Lineage: Eukaryota; Oomycota; Peronosporomycetes; Peronosporales; Peronosporaceae. Bases 1 to 414 code for a protein of 137 amino acids.